AUGGAUCCCCAGCAUAACCCAGACGAACUCAUGGGAGAGGAGGAGCUCGGUGCCUCUUUCUCGGUCGACUCUUUCUUUGCCGAGGAAGCUGUUACCCCCGCUGUCUCUGCUCCGCCCCCUGCGAAGCGCGUCUGUGCUGCCGGUUCUUCCAGUUCUGCGCCUGUGGCUCCCCGUGUGGCCUCGGUGGUGCCGCCGGUCACUCCGGUCAUGGCUCCCGUAGCCGGUCCCUCCUCGGCUGCGCCUGCUCCUUCAACGUCGACCCAGGAAGCCAAUCCUGUGGUCGCCCUUGCCAUCACCGGCCGGUAUCAGCGCCUCCGGCGCAAUCGUGAGACCGUGGGAGUCGUCGUCGCGGCUUUGGCCCGUGACACUGAUGCUCUUGUCGUGCUCCUGUUUCCUGAGGCUCUUGAAGCACAUCGCAGCCGUAUCCUAACCCGCGUCCGCAGCAUCCUCCGCGGCCGUGACUUCUCGGGUGGCCGCGUCCCCGUGUUCGAGGCUUCUGCCGGCGAGCUUUUGCGCCUUCCUCGCCGCUCGUACUGUCGUCGCAUGCUUCAAUGGCCGUCUGCUGACUAUGCGAACCGGUUCAAGCAGCUCCUACCGAUCACCUACCGCUCUUCCGAAGGGCCGUCUGCGGAAAUCAAGGUCUACCAAGAUCCUGCUCCCGAUUUCUCCGUGGCAAAGGCUCGCGGUGAAACUGUUCUGGUGCUGCGUAACGUGCCUGUGGGCUUCGCGGUCCACACGCUUCGUUCCCUCCUUGUGUCGAGUGCUUCGAAUGGCGCUAGGUGGCUUGGUGAUCUUUUGUUUUUUCACAAGCUGUUUGAUCCCUACGAGGAAUCCUUUCUCCCCCAGAUGCUCGGAAUCGCCGUCGCGCCUCCCAACGACCCGCUGUUCGAGUCCAUCCCGGCCGUGAUCUGGGUGCCUAACGUGCAAGAGCCCAUCUUGGUGAAUAUCUCGGCACACUCGAUCAUUGGUCAGCACCCUUCCGUGGCCUCCUUCAAGGCAGACCCGGGCACCUUUUUCAUUGGGACAGACCUCGAGGUGGAGGUCUGGACUUGUGUUCUGUGCUCGUACCGCUGUGGCUGGGCCCUGGACAGCGCGAUGGAACACAUCGCUUGUGCCUCUCACAAAGCUGCCUCUCUGCAGAUCGCCGGCAAUGUCACUCCAUUGGAAGAGUUUGGAGAUGUGAAAGUGCACAUCUUCAACCAGAACUUGACCAUUGCCGCUUUUCUGGCUCAGGGAUAG
Messenger RNA from Closterium sp. Naga37s-1, 1239 nucleotides. The record is from the annotation of a GenBank genome assembly. Lineage: Eukaryota; Viridiplantae; Streptophyta; Zygnematophyceae; Desmidiales; Closteriaceae.